Leguminivora glycinivorella is the source of this 1019-nucleotide messenger RNA. Its product is annotated as ejaculatory bulb-specific protein 3-like. The coding region runs from base 151 to 555 and encodes 134 amino acids. The transcript has 3 exons. The record is from RefSeq and is a predicted model, not a curated record. NCBI's taxonomy places the organism in Eukaryota, Metazoa, Arthropoda, Insecta, Lepidoptera, Tortricidae.
GCUGUGCCAAGUGUUCCCCGUCGCAACGACGCUUCGCCAAGCGUACCUUCGAGGCGUUCAAACGAGACCUACCAGAGAACCACGCCGAGCUGAAGAAGAAGAUAGACCCUACUAACCAGAACUACGACAACUUUGAAAGGAAAAUCGCUGAUGCUUAAGGAUAUUUUGGCUUGGGAGUCUCCGAAAAUCAAUAUGAAGAGCUGUAUCGUGUUCGCUUGCCUGCUGGCCGCGGUGUGUGCCGCCGACAAGUAUAACUCCAAAUACGACAAUUUCGAUGUGGAGACGCUGAUCACGAACGACAGACUACUGAAGUCGUACAUCAAUUGUUUCUUGGAUAAGGGUCGCUGCACACCUGAGGGCACGGAUUUCAAAAAGACCCUGCCCGAAGCUGUAGAGACGACAUGCGCAAAAUGCACAGAAAAACAGAAGGGCAACAUCAAAAAGGUGAUCAAGGCGAUCCAGACCCGACACCCGAGGCAGUGGGACGAGCUCGUCAAGAAAAACGACCCUACUGGCAAAUACAUUGCCAACUUCAACAAGUUCAUUGAAAGCUAAAUUUAGUCUUUAAAACUUAGGUUAAUGUAGAAUAGGAAGGCUGGUAUGAUCUUCAAAAACGAUUAAAUCUAUAGUGAAAAUGAUAUAGGGCCACUUGCAUACCAUAGUUAACAGAAACAUCAAUGUCACGCAGCAGAAGAUUUAGCGAACGCUAAACUCAGCGAUAAACGGUUUGGUGCAAUGCAACCGACCCUUAAUCAUAAAUAUAAUCAUAUUUGAAGAUCGUAUUGUUGCCUAUCGUCAUAAUUCUAAUUUCAAUAUAAGUUAAAAAUCAGUGAAAAAUCUUAUUUUAAAAUUAGAAUCAUGCCGUAAAACUCAUCUGUUGUCGAUAGAUACUUUUUUUUAAUCUAAAUGAUUUUCUAGAAUUGGCAAAUUAAUUUUUUCACCCACUUAGCUGUGUGGAAGCAUUAUUUAUUGUAUUUUCACAACAUAGACUGAUAUUGUAAUAAAAGAUAUCCGACGAA